Molecule: messenger RNA, 336 nt
Organism: Purpureocillium lilacinum
Lineage: Eukaryota; Fungi; Ascomycota; Sordariomycetes; Hypocreales; Ophiocordycipitaceae
Source: RefSeq, a predicted model, not a curated record
AUGAGCACAGCCACAGGGGGGAGCCGGGCAACAUGGACCAGUUCGCUGGCGAUGUGCUGGAGUCUAAUAAUACUGGGCGCACUUGGCGCAGCUGGUUGGCAAUUGCCGGCCCCACAGGACAAAUCGCAGGCUUCCAGGUUCCAAGGCUGGCUUCAAGGGCACUGCGGCGCCUUUUGGGACGCGUUGUUUGGACAUGAGCAUCUCGAACAAAGGCAGGAAGCGCUCGUUGAAGGCGUGCUAGUCGUCGACCCAAAAGAUCCCCCUCCCCCUCCACUGCCUCAUCGUGAUUAUCCUUGUCGAUCUGGGCGGCGGCCAAAUCGGCGGCUAGAAUUGUGA